GGACUCUAACUCCCAUAGUUCCCAUUAGAUUAUACCGCACAGGCUCAGAGUCCAUAUGCCUGGAGUGGGUGGCUACAUUGUGUCUAUUGUAUGGGUUGAUUUUUGUUUUGUUUUGUUUUUUGGGGCUGGCAUUUUGUACAUCACGGGAGGUUUAAAUUGGAGUGAAAAGCAUGGCUGAUGAGCAAGAAAUCAUGUGCAAACUGGAAAGCAUCAAAGAGAUCAGGAAUAAGACUUUGCAGAUGGAAAAGAUCAAGGCACGCCUGAAGGCAGAGUUUGAAGCCCUGGAAUCGGAGGAGAGGCACCUGAAGGAAUACAAGCAGGAGAUGGACCUUCUGCUGCAGGAAAAGAUGGCCCAUGUGGAGGAGCUGCGGCUGAUCCAUGCUGACAUAAAUGUGAUGGAGAACACCAUCAAGCAGUCUGAGAAUGACCUCAACAAGCUCUUGGAGUCCACUCGGCGCCUGCAUGAAGAGUACAAACCCCUGAAGGAGCACGUAGAUGCCCUACGGAUGACUCUGGGCUUGCAGAGGCUGCCAGAUCUGUGUGAGGAGGAAGAGAAACUCUCUCUUGAUUACUUUGAAAAGCAGAAAGCUGAAUGGCAGACAGAACCCCAGGAACCUCCCAUUCCAGAAUCUCUGGCUGCAGCUGCAGCUGCUGCCCAACAGCUACAAGUGGCUAGGAAACAGGACACCAGACAGACAGCAACUUUCAGACAACAGCCACCUCCAAUGAAGGCCUGUUUAUCAUGUCACCAGCAAAUUCAUCGGAACGCACCGAUAUGUCCACUCUGCAAAGCAAAGAGCCGGUCUCGGAAUCCCAAAAAACCCAAGAGGAAACAGGAUGAGUGAAACACAGAAAAUCCAUGGAGAAAACAUGUGACCCAUCCUAAUCCCUUUCCAGUAGAACUGUAAACGUGGCCAGUUUAUUGAAGUGCAGACUUAAGUAUGACUUACCCAUUGUUUUCUAGCUAAUGUGACGUAAGCACAAUGUUUCUGUUCCGUCUUAAUUUCCAUCCAGUCCUCACAUUCUGGUUUUAGGAGAAGUGCUGAUGGUGCUACACUUCAACAUUUUAGUCAUUCCAUCUUUUUGACUCCUAAGCCAAAUGGAACUUCUAAUGCAAGUAGUCUGAAUGCCGAUGAGCACAUUGUAGAUCUGAUUGCAGAGAACGACAGAUGAUCCCUCCUGUGAAGAUAUAUUUGAGGAUACAUGUUUCCUAGUUAAAUACAUUAGACCUAAGGUACCACUACUGUACUUGCCAAAAUGUCCCUGUGUUUUUUCUAUCUCUACACUGUUUGCCACACAGUAUCUUUUGCUAAAAAGCAGGCACUGUCUAUAAAACCAGAAUAUUCUUAAUGA
Chrysemys picta bellii (western painted turtle) is the source of this 1353-nucleotide messenger RNA. RefSeq names its product zinc finger C4H2-type containing (gene ZC4H2). The record is from RefSeq and is a predicted model, not a curated record. NCBI's taxonomy places the organism in Eukaryota, Metazoa, Chordata, Testudines, Emydidae. Gene Ontology annotation, biological process: positive regulation of neuron differentiation. Gene Ontology annotation, cellular component: nucleus.